Cylicocyclus nassatus is the source of this 812-nucleotide messenger RNA. NCBI's taxonomy places the organism in Eukaryota, Metazoa, Nematoda, Chromadorea, Rhabditida, Strongylidae. The record is from the annotation of a GenBank genome assembly.
AUUGCAAAAGGCUCGACUGCUCUAGGAAUUGUCAUUGGUUUUUGGAGCCAUUCCUGUUAUCGAUGAGCCUUCUUACUCUUACUUCGCGUAGAUUUAUACAACUAACGGCUGCAAGAAUGACGGAUCACUCGAUUUAUCAGUUCACUGUGAAGGAUGCGGAUGGAAAAGAUGUCUCCUUGGAGAAAUACAAGGGCAAAGUGGUUGUGAUUGUUAAUGUAGCAUCGCAGUGCGGUUACACUAACUCGCACUAUACGCAGCUGAAAGAGAUGCUUGACAAGUACCAUUCAAAAGGCCUAGAAGUAGCUGCCUUCCCUUGCAAUCAGUUUGGACAUCAGGAGCCUGCUUGUGAGCUUGAUAUCAAGAAUUUCAUACACGAUAAGUUCAACUUUGAACCGGAUCUCUACGCUAAGAUUGACGUCAAUGGUGAUAAGGCUGAUCCGCUAUUCAAAUUUCUGAAAAAGGAGAAGGGUGGCAUGCUCAUUGAUGCAAUCAAGUGGAACUUCACUAAAUUCUUGGUUGAUAAAGAUGGAAAAGUUGUGAAGCGGUAUGGACCAAAUACAGAGCCGAAAGGGAUGGUGAAAGACGUUGAAGCGCUUCUGAAUGACUCAACUAAACUAUGAGCUUGUAAUUAACAUGAGGAGUGUGUAAUUUUAUCUCUACAUUUGAUUUCCACUUUGUCAGUAUUUCAUACCAGUUUGGUCUUAUAUUUCUGCAGAUGUAUCAUACUGUUUGUUCCUCAAACAUCACCGAGGAUUUUAUAAAAUUAUUUUACAGUUUUAUGCGCAGUUUGUCUAAUGUAAUAAAGACGUCCC